This is a messenger RNA of Schistocerca gregaria, 1669 nucleotides long. Its product is annotated as ornithine decarboxylase-like. The transcript is spliced from 9 exons. Gene Ontology annotation, molecular function: ornithine decarboxylase activity. The record is from RefSeq and is a predicted model, not a curated record. NCBI's taxonomy places the organism in Eukaryota, Metazoa, Arthropoda, Insecta, Orthoptera, Acrididae. Bases 239 to 1552 code for a protein of 437 amino acids. Gene Ontology annotation, cellular component: cytoplasm.
AGUAAACAUCAGGAGAGGCGCUUAGCAGAUGGCCUGUUGGUGAAAGCCGUCACACUUCAAGUGGGCGAAUACCUUCGAUAUUACAGAGGCCAGUGUACUUCAGCAACAAGCUUAACGGAAUACGAUUGGUUUCUGCUUCGCCAGUUUAUAUCAUCUGAUAAGUUUGCUGAAAAUUGGUGUCUGGUUGGUCACAGCUUAUCUUGGAUACUGCUCAUCAGCUGCUCAGAAAAUAGAUAUCAUGCAGCUGAGUAAUAAUGAUGAACUUAUUCAUGUCAUGGAUACCAGCACAAAUGUUUGGAGCACCAUAAAGGACAUUGCAGACUCAGGACUACAGGAGGACCCAUUCUGUGUUUGUGAUGUUAGUGACAUAAUAAAGAAACACGAGGAAUGGAUAGUUAAACUGCCAAGAAUCCAGCCAUUCUAUGCAGUGAAAUGCAAUGACAGUCUGAAUGUGAUCAGAGUGCUGGCUGCACUUGGAACUUGCUUUGACUGUGCUUCAGAGGCUGAAAUCAAUAAAGUUCUGUCUGUUGGUGUCGAUCCCAGACACAUAAUUUUUGCACAUCCUGCAAAACCAUUAUCCCACAUUCGCCAUGCAGCAGCUGUAGGUGUCAGUCUAAUGACUUUUGAUAGUGAAUGUGAGCUUCAUAAAAUAAAGAACCUGUUUCCUACAGCCAACCUGGUGAUACGGAUACGAUGUGAUGCAGCUGUAGCAAAAUGCUACCUGGGGAAGAAGUUUGGUUGUAACCCAGAGAAAGAUGCACCAUGUCUAAUGACUCUGGCCCAUUCACUAGGAUUAGAAAUUGUUGGUGUCAGCUUCCAUGUUGGUUCUGGCUGUGAUGAUCCACCUGUUUAUCAGAAAGCUAUUGCAGCAGCCCGUAAGGUUUUUGAUCAUGGGUUGUUUCUGGGAUUUCCCAUGAAACUGCUUGAUAUUGGUGGUGGUUUUCCUGGCCACAAGGGCUGCUCUAUAGACAGGAUAGCAGAGGUGGUGAAUAAUGCUCUGGAAGAAUUCUUUCCCGACUGUGGGACACAAGUUAUAGCAGAACCUGGACGUUUUUAUGUUGCUUCUGCAUACACACUUGCUGCAAAUGUCUACUCCAAAAGGGAGCUUAGGAAUGAAAAGGAUGGAUCCAUAACAUCUGUCAUGUACUACAUAAAUGAUGGAGUGUAUGGCACAUUUAACUUCAUAUUGUAUGAACCUGCUGAAGUGAGACCAAUUCCUCUUAAAGGGACUAAGCACACAACAUAUCUCAGUUCUAUCUGGGGCCCAACUUGUAAUGACAGGGAUAAAAUAGUAAACUUAAGUUUGCUGCCUGAGCUGGAUAUUGGUGAUUGGCUGGUAUUUGAGAAUAUGGGUGCUUAUAAUUUGCAGGUGGCAUCUCCUUUUAGUGGCUUUCCCACCCCAGUGGUGUACACAGUGAUUGAUGAACAAGGCUGGACAUUGCUCAAAAACAAGCAUCCAAUGACAGAAACUCAUUUUGUCAUUGGAAACAAGCCAGCAAACCUGCCUCUGGGGACUGGCAGUGACAUCAUUAAUGGCAGAGCUACCUUCUGAUGUUUGGUUGUGAAGCAUGACAUACCUUCUUCCACUGUGCUUUCACGUUUUGUAUAUUAAUCUAUUAAGAUGGAACAAUACAAUUACAAGAAGUAUUACAUUCUUGUUGAUAUGGAA